Messenger RNA from Nerophis lumbriciformis (worm pipefish), 1568 nucleotides. It is a transcript of the gene lyar, whose product is annotated as Ly1 antibody reactive homolog (mouse). The record is from RefSeq and is a predicted model, not a curated record. NCBI's taxonomy places the organism in Eukaryota, Metazoa, Chordata, Actinopteri, Syngnathiformes, Syngnathidae. Gene Ontology annotation, cellular component: nucleolus. Gene Ontology annotation, molecular function: DNA binding. Gene Ontology annotation, biological process: rRNA processing; negative regulation of transcription by RNA polymerase II.
UCGAUGUGCUUUAAAGAUGGAAUGUUGUUGAUCAUUUUCUCUAGGAAGAAGACACACUUAAAGUUGUACUUUUACACUGUAUUAUUGGCACGUUUAACUCUUUUAUUGGCACGUUUAAUUAACUCUUUUAUCGGCUUCUCUCAGUUCGUAAUAGCAACUUCAGCUUCCGGAUUGUACCUUAUACUGUUUGUAUAUUAUUUGCAAUAGCAGGAUUGUAUUUGAUUUGUAUAUAUUUGUUGAAGACUGCCUUGCUGUUCAGCAUGGUGUUCUUCACUUGUGACGCUUGUGGGGAAUCCCUGAAAAAAGGCCAGGUGGAAAAACACGUGACCAUGUGCCGUGGUUGCCAGGUCCUAUCGUGCCUCGACUGUGGAAAAGACUUCUGGGGCGAUGACUACAAAAAUCACAUCAAAUGCAUCAGUGAAGAUGAAAAAUAUGGCGGUAAAGGCUAUGAAGCAAAAGCCAAGAAAGGGGAUGUGAAGCAGCAUCAGUGGAUGCAGAAAGUUAAUGAAGCCCUUGAUAAGCCUGGAGUCGAGCCAAAUCUGAAAGAAGUACUCAAGCAAGUCAGCGCAUACGACAAUGUCCCAAGAAAAAAGGCAAAGUUUCAGAACUGGAUGAAAAACAGCUUGAGGAUUUCCAACACCAAACUACACCAACAAGUGUGGGACAUUCUCAAUGCCCCUGAUGUACCUCAGAAGAAUGAAGAACCAACGGAGACGACGACUCAAGUCAUAGUAAACGGCGAUGCUAACGAAAAACUGAAUGGCCACUUGAACACAAAGAAACAGAAACUUAACAAAAAAGAGCGCAAAGAAUUGCGUCAACAGGAAAACGGGAAAGGUUCAAAAAAGAAAGCACCGCUUGAAGACGAGGAGGAGCAGGCGACCAAAAAUAAAAAAAAGGACAGAAAGAGAGUACGGGCUUGUGAAGAAGAUGGAAAUGAAGACGAAAAUGAUGCUUCUGAUCAAAUGUACAGCAAGAAAGUGAAAACGGACCAAAAAGAAGAGACCGCUGACCUAUUUGCCCAAAGUGACGACCUAUCGGUUGCCAAAGGCAAUUUCAAAUGGAAAGAAACCAUCAAGGCAGUAUUGAAGACUUCGCCCGACCAGGAAUUGCCAGUGAAGAAACUCAGGAAAAAGGUUCUGGCUGCGUACUUCACAGUCACUGGUGACGGAAAUUUCAAAACAAAGGAGGAGGUCCUUGCACUUUUUAACAAGAAGAUCAACAAUAACCCCAAGUUUCGAGUUUUGAAAGACAGAGUUAGUCUUAAAACAUAAACCUGCAUGUCACAGCUGUUUGGAAGAAAAUGUGUGUAAACUCAAGUUUUUAGACAUUUUACUUACUGUACUUAUGGCCAAAAUAAUAACCACAAUUAUUAGUUGUCAUGUAAAAUAUGCCACUGUUGGAAAUCUACUUCCAGAGGUGGGUCAUCAUGUUUGUACCAGUAUUUUUGUUCACUAUUAGUUACAACAUUUCAGCUUUUUCUCAUUACGUAAACCUUAGCUCUAUCUAAUGUUGCUUCUGGGUUUUCUGGAGUCAGGAACAUAAUAAAAACGUCAUUUUGGAUUCAG